AUGGCAUUAGGGGAAUUGAUGGUCUCAAGGGUCUCUCAGUCUUCCGUUACAGUGGUUUCCAAUCACGACGACUGCUCCUCCGCCUCCAGUCACGAUGAUAGCCGUAUGUCCAUCAUCGCCUCGCCGAGGAUUGACGAGGUCGCUACCAGUAGCUAUGCAAAUGUCACCGCCACGAGCAUGGCCUACUUGCCUCAGACUCUCGUGCUCUGCGAGCUAAGACACCACGCGGCUGCUUCCGCUUCCGAUAUCGUCCCAGCCCCUAGAUGGCGCCUUAAAGAGCGAAUGAAAACAGGAUGUGUAGCGCUAGUUCUGUGUUUGAACAUCAGUGUUGAUCCCCCGGAUGUCAUUAAGAUAUCUCCAUGCGCCAGAAUCGAAUCCUGGAUAGAUCCAUUUUCCAUGUCUCCCUCAAGAGCUCUCCAGACAAUUGGCCACAACCUGAGCACUCAGUACGAGAGAUGGCUGCCAAAGGCUCGUUAUAAGGUGGAAUUGGACCCUACCAAGGACCAUGUGAGGAAGCUGUGCUUGUCUUGCCGCAAAAAUGCAAGGACUGAGAGAGUUUUGUUUCAUUACAAUGGCCAUGGUGUCCCCAAACCUACUCCUAACGGUGAAAUCUGGGUUUUCAAUAAGAACUUCACGCAGUACAUUCCCUUGCCAGUCAGCGAGCUUGAUUCCUGGUUGAAGACACCCUCCAUUUACGUUUUUGACUGCUCUGCUGCUCGGCUGAUUCUUAAUGCCUUCGCAGAGCUUCAUGGUUGGGGAUCUUCUGACUCUUCUGGACCCUUGAAAGACUGCAUUCUACUAGCUGCUUGCGAUGUACAUGAGACUCUUCCUCAGAGUGUUGAAUUUCCAGCUGACGUUUUUACUUCUUGCCUCACAACACCUAUUACAAUGGCAUUGAAAUGGUUCUGCAGACGUUCUCUUCUGAAGGAAAUUAUAGAUGAAUCACUUAUCGAUAGAAUUCCGGGCCGCCAAAAUGACCGUAAAACCUUGUUAGGAGAGUUAAACUGGAUCUUCACUGCAGUCACGGACACCAUUGCCUGGAAUGUGCUUCCUCGCGAGCUUUUCCAGAGAUUAUUCAGACAGGACUUGUUGGUGGCUAGCCUUUUCCGAAACUUCUUACUUGCGGAGAGGAUAAUGCGUUCGGGGAAUUGUACCCCAAUAUCCCACCCUAUGCUACCUCCUACGCAUCAGCAUCAUAUGUGGGAUGCAUGGGACAUGGCUGCUGAAAUCUGCCUUUCUCAGCUUCCUCAACUUUUUCUGGACCCAAAUGCGGAGUUUCAGCCAAGCCCAUUUUUCACGGAGCAACUUACAGCGUUUGAGGUCUGGCUUGAUCAUGGAUCAGAGCAUAAGAAGCCACCUGAGCAGUUGCCUAUUGUUCUUCAGGUCUUACGUAGCCAGUGCCAUCGGUUUCGUGCUCUUGUACUUCUUGGAAGAUUUCUUGAUAUGGGUCCUUGGGCUGUGGAUCUGGCCUUAUCCGUUGGAAUAUUUCCUUACGUAGUGAUGCUGCUGCAAACAACAACUAUUGAGCUACGGCAGAUUCUUGUUUUCAUAUGGACAAAGAUUCUAGCACUUGAUAAGUCAUGUCAAGUUGAGCUGGUUAAGGACGGGGGCCACAAAUAUUUCAUCAGUUUCUUAGAUAGCCCUGGUGCAUUCCCAGAACAACGUGCUAUGGCUGCGUUUGUUUUGUCUGUUAUUGUCGAUGGCUACAAAGGGGGCCAAGAAUUAUGUCUUAAAGCUGAUUUAAUUGGUGUUUGUCUGGGGCACCUCGAAGCACCACAGCUAUGUGAUCAACCACCAGAACCUUUGUUUCUACAGUGGCUUUGCCUUUGUCUUGGAAAGUUGUGGGAGGACUUUUUGGAGGCCCAGAUAAAGGGUAGGGAGGCAAAUGCUUCUGAAAAGCUGAUACCUCUGCUUUCUGAGGCCCAACCAGAGGUCAGGGCUGCUGCUGUUUUUUCCCUUGGUACCUUACUUGAUGUUGGGUUUGACUCUGGUAAAGGUGUUGGUGAUGAAGAAUUUGACAAUGAUGAAAAGAUUAUAGUUGAAGAUAUUAUCAUAAAAAGUCUUUUAGAUGUAGUUUCAGAUGGGAGCCCGCUUGUCCGAGCAGAGGUUGCUGUAGCUCUUGCGCGGCUUGCCUUUGGACAUAAACAGCAUCUAAAGCCAGUUGCAGCUUCAUACUGGAAGUCCCAGACAAAUUCUCUGCGAACUUCAUUCCCUUCAAUGGCUAAGUUUCACGAUACUGGGACUUCAACUAUUGUUUCUUCAGACAUGGGUUCUUUGGCUAGAGCUAGCACUGAUAGUCAACCAGUGACUCGUGAAGGAAGGAUUUCAAGCAGCCCUCAUGGUUCUUCUUCCGCGCCAAUGCAUGGAUCUCCAUUAUCGGAUGAUUGUUCCUUGCAUUCUGAUUCUGGAAUCAUGCAUGAUGGUCUCAGCAAUGGAAUUGUCGAUAAGCCAAGACCACUGGACAGUGGUACCUAUUCGCAGUGUGUUCAAGCUAUGUUUACAUUAGCUAAAGAUCCAUCUCCACAUAUUGCAAGCCUUGGGCGGCGUGUGCUAUCUAUUAUUGGGAUUGAACAAGUAUUCGCGAGACCCUCCAAGUCCAGUGGCCGACCAGGUGAAGCAGCACCAGCAUCUCACACUCCUCUGGCUGGUUUAACUCGUUCAUCCUCAUGGUUUGAUAUGCAUACAGGUCAUCUACCGUUAACAUUUAGGACUCCUCCGGUAAGCCCUCCUCAAACAAGCUAUUUACCUGGACUGAGAAGAGUUAGUUCACUAGAGCUCCGGCCUCAUCUGCUGGGAUCUCUAGACUCUGGAUCGGCUGAUCCUCUUUUAAGCGUAAACGGAUCUGAACGGAGUUUGCUUCCCCAAUCAACUAUAUACAGUUGGAGCUGUGGUCACUUUUCUAAACCUCUUCUUGGCGGAACAGAUGCUAAUGAAGAGACAGCAGCCCACAGAGAAGAGAAAGAAAAACUGGCGUUUGACCAUAUUGCAAAAUGUCAGCAUUCAUCAAGUAGUGGACUCAACAAUAUUCCCGUUGCUAAUUGGGAUACAAAGUUUGAAAUGGGAACAAAGACGGCCCUCUUUCACCCUUUUUCUCCUAUUGUAGUUGCUGCCGAUGGGAAUGAAAGAAUCAGGGUGUGGAAUUACGAGGAAGCAACUCUUCUUAAUGGCUUUGACAAUCAUGAGUUUCCUGACAAAGGAGUUUCAAAGCUCUGCCUUGUCAAUGAACUUGAUGACUCUCUGCUACUUGUUGCUUCAUGCGAUGGGUUGGUGCGUAUAUGGAAAGACUACGCAACAAAGGGUAGACAAAGGCAAGUUACAGGGUUUAGUUCAAUCCAGGGUCACAAGCCCGGUGCACGUGGCUUGAAUGCUGUGGUGGACUGGCAACAGCAGUCAGGUUACCUGUAUGCUUCUGGGGAAUUGUCAUCGAUCAUGGUUUGGGACCUGGAGAAAGAAAGACUCAUCAAAUCUGCGUCCUCUGAAUCAGAGUGCAGCGUCACAGCCCUGUCGGCUUCUCAAGUGCAUGGGGGCCAACUGGCAGCUGGUUUUGCAGAUGGAUCGGUAAGACUCUAUGAUGUUCGGACGCCUGAGUGGCUGGUGUGCGCAACCCGGCCUCAUAAGAAAGUAGAAAAAGUAGUUGGACUCAGCUUUCAGCCUGGACUGGAUCCGGCAAAGAUAGUGAGUGCAUCGCAAGCAGGUGACAUCCAGUUUCUGGAUCUGAGAAGAAGAAAGGAGACAUACCGGAGUAUAGACGCGCACAGAGGAUCACUGACAGCGUUGGGUGUGCACAGACACGCUCCAGUGAUAGCGAGCGGGUCAGGAAAAGAGCUAAUAAAAGUGUACAACCUCGAGGGAGAACGGCUUGGGGUCAUAAAGUAUCACACUUCCUUCAUGGCCCAAAAGAUUGGCCCAGUCAGCUGCCUCGCCUUUCACCCUUACCAGGUCUUGCUAGCCGCCGGGGCUGCUGCUGGCUCUUUUGUCUCCUUAUACAACACACAACCGCCAAGAUAA
Microthlaspi erraticum is the source of this 4008-nucleotide messenger RNA. NCBI's taxonomy places the organism in Eukaryota, Viridiplantae, Streptophyta, Magnoliopsida, Brassicales, Brassicaceae. The record is from the annotation of a GenBank genome assembly.